Ochotona princeps (American pika) is the source of this 4330-nucleotide messenger RNA. It is a transcript of the gene NALF2, whose product is annotated as NALCN channel auxiliary factor 2. Lineage: Eukaryota; Metazoa; Chordata; Mammalia; Lagomorpha; Ochotonidae. Gene Ontology annotation, cellular component: plasma membrane. The transcript has 3 exons. Gene Ontology annotation, molecular function: stretch-activated, monoatomic cation-selective, calcium channel activity. The record is from RefSeq and is a predicted model, not a curated record. Gene Ontology annotation, biological process: calcium ion import across plasma membrane. The coding region runs from base 276 to 1691 and encodes 471 amino acids.
CGGGACGCCGGGCAGCGCCUAGUGGGCCGGGCGGCGGCGUCCGGGCGGCGAACGAGGGAGCGCGGGAGGGGCGCGGGGACGGCUCGAGAGCGCCCUGCAACUCCGGCCUGAGCGGCGCCCCGGACCGGCCGGCCUGUCUGUCUCACCAUGCAUCCACCGAGGUAAAGCCUGGACGGCGCCGAGGAGCGCGGAGCGGCGCGCAGCCCGCCCGCCCGAGACGGCCGUCCGGCCUCGCUCCUGCCUACUCCCUCCUGCCCGGAACCCCCCCCUGAAAUAUGUUCAGGGGCGCUUGGAUGUGGCCCGGGAAAGACGCCGCCGCGCUGACUAUCUGCUGCUGCUGCUGCUGCUGGGCUCCCAGGCCAAGCGACAAACCUUGCGCCGACUCUGAGCGGGCGCAGCGAUGGCGACUGUCCCUGGCGUCCCUGCUCUUCUUCACCGUGCUGCUCGCUGACCAUCUGUGGCUGUGCGCGGGGGCCCGGCCCCGGGCCAGGGAGCUGAGCAGCGCCAUGCGGCCGCCCUGGGGGGCCGGCCGUGAGCGGCAGCCGGUGCCGCCUCGAGCGGCGCUGCCGUUGCCGCCGUCGCCCGGCGGAGCUACAGCGUCCCUGGGCACCUGCAGCCCCCGAUACAGCAACCUGACCAAAGCCGCCCCCGCCGCCGGCCCCGGGCCGGUCUGCCGCGACGUCCCAGAACCCACGGGACUGGACGCAGCUUGCACCAAAUUGGAAUCUUUGCAGAGACUUUUCGAACCGACUACCCCGGCCCCUCCUCUACGACCCCCCGGCUCCCCUCCCCGGACCCGGGUCGAGUUCCCCCCCGCCAAAAAAAACUUGCUCAAAGGCCACUUUCGGAACUUCACUCUCUCCUUUUGCGACACCUACACGAUUUGGGACUUGCUGCUGGGCAUGGACCGUCCCGACAGCCUGGACUGCAGUCUGGACACCCUGCUGGGGGACCUGCUGGCCGUGGUGGCCAGCCCGGGCUCCGGGGCCUGGGAGGUAUGUAGCAACUGUAUUGAGGCGUACCAGCGGCUGGACCGACAUGCUCAGGAAAAAUAUGAUGAGUUCGACCUCGUGCUGCAUAAAUACUUACAGGCGGAAGAGUAUUCAAUCCGGUCGUGCACGAAAGGCUGUAAGGCUGUCUACAAGGCCUGGCUGUGUUCAGAAUAUUUCAGCGUGACCCAGCAGGAAUGUGAGCGCUGGGUGCCCUGCAAGCAGUACUGCCUGGAGGUGCAGACCCGGUGCCCCUUUAUCCUCCCUGACAAUGAAGAAAUGGUGUACGGAGGACUCCCUGGAUUUAUCUGUACAGGGUUGCUGGAUACUUCACCAAAGCGGCCAGAAACCAAGUGCUGUGACGUGCAGUGGGUCUCCUGUGAAUCAGAAAAAAAGAAGUUCAAGGAGCCUGAGGCCCCCAAAACCCACCACCAGCAAUUCCAUCACUCCUAUUUCCAUCACUACCACCACCAGUACCACCACUACCACCCCCGCCAUGAACCUUCAGGCCGCGUGAGCCCCAAGCCCUCCCUGCUGACGGUCUCUGGGGGCUCACGCCUCAGCCCCAGCAGGAUCCGGCUCUGUGUCCUUGUGCUCAUGCUCCUCCAUACCAUGGUGUCCUUCUCCAGCAACCAGGGCGGUGGGGGCCUAGGCUUGGAGACACUGCCUGCCCUUGAGGAGGGCCUCACACAGGAAGAGUGACAGUACGGAAGGGAGGACAGAUCUCCACCAUACACUGGCAUCAGCUCCAGCGCCCCCCAGGUGGGGGGAGGGGGCUCCUCUCAUGGGAGAAUGUAGGACUUGGUAGGGGAGCUGGGGGGGGGACAGAAGAGGGAACCACACAUCCCUCCCAGUCUACCCCCCCCAACCAAAAAAUAGCUCCAACACAAUGGCCAGAGGGCCCCAGGGAGCUGCAAAACUCAUCCAGGAGAAAAAGGCAGGAGCAGCAUCAGGUGCCCCCUCCCAAGCCCCCAUCUAUGGGGCUUAGCAAAAAACAAAUAAAUAAAUAAAUAAAACAAAAAAAAUGGGAGGGGGAGCAGGAGCUGGAGAUAUCCACCGCUGCUGAGAGCCCUGAUGCCAGGGGAGGAGGCUGCUCUCUCAGCCUCAGCCCUGCCGGGAAUGUUGGGGGGCACAGAGGGGAGAAGCUCUUUCCCCCCCUCUGCAUUCCUUUUGUUGCCAAGAUCCUUAAUUCCCUCCUGCCCAUAUCCCAACAGGCGACGGCAGACAGUGCAAUGGCCCUCCUGCCACUUCAGCGCACCUUGGCCCACGUGGGGCCACUGCAGGUGAAGCCCCAGGUUGGGUGUGGAGGUGCGCAGUUACAGCUUAGUCUGGGGCCUCAGCUAAGCCCUAUCCCAGCAUCCUAGGCAUUGAGGGAUAAGACUGUAGCACAAAAUGAAUGGUAGAAGAAAGGAAAGCUCGGGAAGGGGGAGAAGAAAGUGGAGAUGUGGAUGUAGUGCUGGGAGAGGUAGCCACAUGGGUCAGGGCUGCCUGGCAUUGAGGAGGUGAAUUAGUGUUGAGUCAGGAUCAAGAACCGCUCUCUGAAUCCGAGCAUCGUGUAAGGCUGUCUCUGGGGAAAGAGCACAGGAACUGAGUUGCUGGGCCUCAGAACAGAAGGCUGAGGGCACAUGGUUGGACUGCCGCUGUCUGAAGGGCCAUAUCUUACAGAAGGUGCACAUACUUCCAAGGGCCGCUCUUGCCCUGGAGAUCUUGGCCUUGGGGCCAAAGACCUUUCCAUUUCCAAUCUCUGUGGGGAGGAGGGACUUAAGCCCAAGUGGGUCAGGCCUGGCCUGGGUCCUCAUACUCCCUUUUGUUGUCCUAGCCCAGGCCUCCAUGAAGGAGAACCUGGUGGCACUCCCCAGGGUUCUCCAGAGAUGAGCCUCCCCUAUCCCUACCUUGUUCCCUUCCCCAGCCUACCAAAGAGUAUUCAUCCCUCCCCAUCCUUGACCCCAUGGGUUACUACCCCAAUUGUGGAACAGACUCCUUCCCACCCUGUAGUGGAUCCCUUGCUCCAGUCACCCCUGCCCUUUCCUGGAGGAAGUCCAGAGACUGGCAGGAGGACCUUUUGCCUAGAGAUAAUGUGUUGUCACCCCUCAGCUGGAAGAUUUGAACCAUAUAGUUAGGUUGGCGGACUGAGUGAGGAGCAGCAUCGAGAGUCUCUUGGGUGUCAUCCGCCUGGCACUGGUCAGCUGGCAACGGGAGACCACAUUGCUGAGGACAUCUAAGAACCGAUGAGGGUGAGUCAGGGAGGGAGCCAGAACUAGUUCCCAGGAAGCUGCCAGGGGCACAAAGGCAUGGGCCCUUCUAGUAUUUGAUGCUAGUGAGUGAAUGUGGGGCGGGGAGGGGGCGGGCAGAGGAGUAGGAGAGCGGACCAGGAGCUGCAUGAGAGUGAAGACAGGAAGGGGACCCCAGGAGAAGAGACAACUGACCCUGAUUGACUUAGUAAUGAAUGGGAGGCCUCCCUAGUGAAGAAGAAGUUGCUCAAAGGACCUAGGUUAGGUCCCAGAUAGAGUCUACAAGAUGGGGGAUGUCCUUCUCUGCCAGUUUUCUCAGUUUCUCACAACCUGUCCCCUGCCCCCCCCAUUCCCAUGUCCCACCCCUGCCCCUGUUUGGCCCUCAGUACUGUGGGCCUGGCCACAUACCCCACCCCUAGACUGCUCUUUGCAGCUGGGGAGGGGAAGAGGUGCUGGCUCCUUUCCAGGUGUGCUUACAUGUAAGUGAAGGGGCAGGUGCUUGGUCUAGAGAGACCCUAGGUACCGCCUUCUAACUCCUGCAUCCUCAGGAGGGGGAGAGGGACUGGGAAGUAAAGGGGGACCACACGGCUCCAGAGAAAAAGAUCCUUGGAGACUCCCAUCCUCUCGUCCCCUUCACCAAGUGCCCAGGAGACCCCUGGCUCAGACCAGCCCAUGGCCUUGCCCAGUGGCAGGGGAAAGGGGCACCACACUCCACCUCAGAGUCAUUUGACUGCCCAAUCCACCAAACCCCCUCCCCACCCUGAUAUCCCGCCACCUCUCCGGCUGCCCCUGCCCUCCAUCGCAGGCAGCAGAGCCGGGCAGCUUUCUUAUGCCAUUUUCUACACUGUGCUUCAUGAGUAGGACUUUCUUGCACUAGUUCCUAUGACUGAGUCUCCAAGCUGGUUUCCUAGUAGUCCCCCACCCCUUCCUCACUUACCCAGCUAUGAUUCAGUUGUCUCUGCCCUUCCCCCUCACCCCUUAUCCCCGCCUCUGUGUUUCAGUGAGAGUCUCUGUAUGUGCGCUGCUUUCUGUUUUGUUGCAUUGUGGAGCAGAGGCUUCUCUGCUCUUGUUUAACCCCAUACAGAAAUAAAUGGUAAGACUUGAUGAUAA